Messenger RNA from Phytophthora infestans T30-4, 541 nucleotides. RefSeq lists its product as uncharacterized. The record is from RefSeq and is a predicted model, not a curated record. The transcript has a single exon. NCBI's taxonomy places the organism in Eukaryota, Oomycota, Peronosporomycetes, Peronosporales, Peronosporaceae. Bases 32 to 541 code for a protein of 169 amino acids.
GCCUCUGCGUACCCGUACAAGCAAAGUCGUGAUGUUCGGCGCGUCCUUCUUGAUCACGCUGAUCGUCGUGCUGCUGGUUAAGUACGGCAACAAGGUGCAGGUCGACCACGAGAAUCUGUGGCCUCUACAGAAUUUUGUCGAAAUUUCUCUGUUGAUCGUGGUGGGGAUGAUCACGGUGUACACGAGCGUGGCUCUGGACAAGAAGACGCACGAUCCCAAGACCAAUAGUUCACGCAAUUAUGACGUGGUGGAGACGCCUCGUCUUCCGUCCGUCGCUGCGGAUGUCCACACGUUCCAGAAUCUUAUUUCUGAGUACAAUGUGGACGUUGGACGUCGUCCGAACAUCCCCGACCUCAUUGAGUCGGCGUUUAUGGAGCACCGCGCGUUCCGUAAGGCGAAUCCAUCGUCGUCCGCUGCUGGUAACAAGACGAUCGGCGUGUUUGUUUCAGGCCCCGAGGAGCUCAAGAAAGCGGUCGAGUACGCGAUCGCAGACAUCGGCAGCCAACACUUUGAUGUGCAUGAGGAGGAAUUCGAACUUUGA